AUGACUGAAGGCAUUGCCAACAGUGCCAAGGUGCCCAAGGCUCGCUUCAAUAUCGACGCUUAUCUACACCCGAGCAACGAGCGCCCAGGAAGUUUCAACGUUCCUGGUGGGUAUUUCCUCAAUGAUGACAUCGAGGCUUUCGACCCGGGCAUGUUCGGAAACAUGUCACGCGUUGAAGCCCUGUGUAUGGAUCCUCAGCAGCACUUCAGGCAUGCAUAUACGGCCAUUGGUGUCGACAGUGGGAUGCUGGCGAAUCGUGUCAGUUUUGUCUUCGACCUGAGAGGGCCGAGUGUGACGGUCAAUACGGCGUGCUCUUCGUCCAUGUAUGCGCUGCAUCUCGCUUGCCAGGCUAUGGCCCAGGGUGACUGUGACGGUGCUGUCGUGGGGGGCACCAACCUUAUCCUGAACGUGGAUCAACAAAUGAACACGGCGAGAAUGGGGGUCUUAUCGCCCACCAAUCAGUGUCACACUUUUGAUGAGGCUGCGGAUGGCUAUGGACGAGCAGAUGGCGUGGGCGCUCUCUACCUGAGGCCAUUACGUUCUGCCAUCAGGGAUGGGGACCCAAUUCGUGCUGUAAUCAGAUCCACAGCCGCUGGCAGCAGUGGGAAGUGCAAAGACGGCAUUACACAUCCCAGUGUCCAAGGCCAGAUGGAUGUCAUUGCAACUGCCUACAAACGAGCAGGUCUGUCGACUGAUGAGACUGCUUACGUGGAGUGCCACGGAACAGGAACACCCGUCGGUGAUCCUAUCGAGGUUGAAGCCAUCCAACGGGCCAUGGGUAUCUCAGCAUCGAGGUCUGACCCGGUGCUCAUCGGUAGCAUCAAGCCCAACGUAGGACAUAGCGAGGCAGCCAGCAGCAUGGCUACGGUAAUCAAAGCCGUACUGGCACUGGAGAAGGGCAUCAUUCCGCCAACGGCGGGGGUCAAAAAGCUGCAACCGAGCAUUCCAUGGGAUACUAUAAAUGUUCAGGUUGUCACGCAGCCUUUCGUGUGGACAGCUUCCAACAAGCAUGUCCGGCGUAUUGACAUCAACGCUUUCGGCUAUGGAGCGCAUGACGAGCCCACCCUGCGGAAUAUACUCAUCGAUUACUCAACGCUUAGGGUCAGUAAUUCCACGGACAUGCUUAACCUAGCCUACACGCUUGGGUGCCGUCGGACUAAGCUACCGUGGCGGUCUUUCGGCAUUGCUCGCGCGGCGAGCUUGGGGCAAGAUGUCUUGGCCGCAUCUGCCGGAAUUCUUCACGCUGGCAGCGACGCGGCAAGGCCAGCGUUUAUAUUCACCGGCCAAGGCGCACAAUGGGCGCGAAUGGGUGCGGAACUUUUACAGCUCUACCCACUCACCACAAGAGAAACAACUCGGAAACUGGACCGGCAUCUCUCUCAGCUCAAAUCGCCGCCCAGCUGGACGAUAGAGCAGAUAAUGCAGCAGCCGAAGGAGACAAGUGUGAUCAACGAGGCCGAAUAUGCCCAACCACUGUGUACAGCGAUACAGAUCAUGCUUGUGGACCUCCUUUAUCACUGGUCUGCGAGGCCUCUAGCCACAGUUGGACACUCCUCUGGUGAGAUUGCAGCAGCGUACGCUGCUGGCCGAAUCUCGGCCGAGGACGCAAUCACAACGGCCUAUCUUCGGGGAAAGCUCGCCGCAUCACUUGGCGACAACGGAGCCAUGCUGGCUGUAGGGCUCGGCGCUGAGGACGUCGCAAGAAAGUACUUGGCUACUCCGGAAGAACCAUGGAGCUCUGGUCGAGUCGUCGUUGCUUGCCACAAUUCCGCCAGUGCCGUCACUCUGAGUGGUGACGCACAGGCUGUUGAGGCACUGAGACUAUUGCUGGAAGACGACAGGGUCUUCACACGUAUGGUCAAAACGGGCGGGAAGGCGUACCACUCCCACCACAUGAAAACAGCUGCAGGGGAGUACGAGAAGCAGCUUAGGCUGUGCUCUGCCGUAAACGUCGGUGAUUUGUUACCCAAGCUCCCGAUGUUUUCUACGGUUAAUACAAGUACAAUAAGGGACGACUAUAUUCCUGCGUCGUACUGGGUGGAUAGUCUGGUCAGCCCGGUGUUGUUCGAACAGGGUGUCAGCCUGAUGCUGCGCGAAAUGCCAGACAUCAACCUUUUGAUUGAGGUUGGUCCUCAUGCCUCUCUGGCCGGGCCACUUCGACAAAUCCUGCAAGCCGAGAACAAGGCUCUCAGGGUGAACUACUUGUCCACUCUCAAAAGAGGGGAGCACGAUGGAGAGCGGAUGCUCAGUCUGGCAGCCAGUCUCUGGGCUAAGAAUGGGCCUAUCGAUGUGGGUGUAUUGCUUGAGAGCGAAGAUAUAUGCAAAAGGGAUGCAACAGGUAGCGAGGUGGUCGAAACAAAGGCUGCAUCACUCUUGUUGGGUUUACCUACGUACCAUUGGACGUAUUCAAUACCGUGUUGGACCGAGCCACGCAUGAGCAGGGAACAACGCCAGAUGCCAGAACCACGUCACGAUAUCCUGGGCCGCCGCGUUCUGGGUACUUCAGCCCUGGAGCCUAUGUGGCGCAAUAUCCUGCGACAGAAAGACUUGCCUUGGUUGUCCCACCACCGUCUAGGGGGUGAGGUCAUGCUCCCCGGUGCCGGGUAUCUUGCACUGGCUAUCGAAGCCAUCACGCAGAUUAAUCAACAGGAAGCCGUUCCUGCCAUCAUUGAUAGCUAUACCAUACGCGACGUCACCUUUUCAUCUGCUACCGUCAUUCCAGACAACGACACGGGAACCGAAACCCUGUUUCGGAUGCAACCAGUGCUUGGUAGGUCCUCCGGCAAAAGCAGCCUGUGGUACGGUUUUUCUGCGUCCUGCUAUUCGUAUGGCAACUGGAAAGAAACAGCACGAGGCAAGGUCGGGAUCAACGUCUUUAGGGACAGUCACCAAAUGCAUAACCCUGAUGUUCCAUCGGACGCGCCAUGGAGGAAAGCAAAGCACAUUCACUGGCUUGACAAGCUACGAACCCUUGGAGUGGACCUCGGUCCGGCAUUCCACCGCAUCGACGAUAUAUACACAUCGGCUGAGCAUUACAAUGCCCAUGCGGAGCUAACAAUCAGCAACACGUGCGGACUCCUCGCAGCCGAGUCUCGCUACUUGAUGCAUCCCUCCGUCAUCGACUCUUGUAUGCAACUAUCGACAGCGGCCACUCACCGUGGUGAUCUCGACGCUAUGCACUGCGGAACCAUCCCCACGCACAUUGGCGAGGCGACGUUCUUUGUGCCAUCCGUGGAACACACUAAAAGGCCCAGCAAAGUGCAUGCUUGGACCCCUCCACCGCUGGGUACCCGCGCUUUUACGAGCCAUGUUCUGGUCAAUGGGUUCGACGGAUCAGUCCUGUUGCAAUUGUCCGGCUUCCGGCAUGUCUACUACAGCGCAGCAGUUCCCCACGAGAUGCGAGGCCCGAUGUCUCGGGACCUGUACCUCCAUGAUAAAUGGAAUGUGGAUGCGAAGUAUCUGGAAAGUUCUCAGGCGGCAUCAUUUUCUGAGGUCGUAGAAAUCCUGCUCCACAAGUACCAGGGAGCCACUCGGAUCCUCUGUCUAGACCCUGAACUCAUCCCUUUCUUCCUGACGAGUUGGCCGCGGCUCACCGUGGUCGUUGGCGUCGCCUCGUCUCAGCAAGAUAAGAAGAGCAUGAUCCUGGCCAGAUACGGCGAGCGGGUGAACCUAAGGUUUCUUGAUGUGAACGAAAAUCUGGCUACAGCACCAAAUGGUAAUAGUACCGACUUGUCUCAACGGGAGGGAUACGAAUUGGUUGCCUCAUCAUCUGGUGCUUGUCCAGAGGGCGCAGAGCUGGCGAGUCUCCUUCAGAUGCUCUCUCCGAACGCACGACUUGUUAUCCAGGACGGUAAAACUGCGACAAUCCAGGAGCUUGCGAAGCACAUCGGGUCUCUUUUGGAACCCAUCGGCAUUCUUGCGGAUGGUAGCAUCGUAGCAAGGAGGAGCAAGACCUGCAAUACUGGUGCAAAUGGGAGUGUUGUGAUGGUCAAGAGCGAGGAAGGCCACAGCAAGAUCGUCAAGAAGUCUGUCCCCCUUGUUCUUCAUCACGAGCAAAGCAACUCACCGCUGCUCGAUCCCAUCAGCCAAAGACUAGCAAGUGCAGGAUGGACCUUUCGCUGUGGGGUGCUCGGUGAUCCUGAUUUGAUCUGCGAGCCCUACGAACGGGUUGUCCUACUGGAUGAUGACCCUGCGAGCGGAGCAAUCCUCGCGCAUGUCGACCAAGACCGUCUGCGCGGCGUUAUCAAUCUCACUGAGUCUGCCUCAUCCCUUGUAUGGAUAACUCGCGGAGGGCUCCUCACCGGAGACAGACCAGAGUAUGGCAUGACGACAGGGGCGGCUCGAGUCAUCAGGACCGAGAAGGGUUCCGGUUUUGACCUGGUGACGGUUGAUUAUGACCAUGUCAGGUCGGGCUCGGGGGAGCAGGUGGCUGUGCUGGUGAGCGACAUAUUGCGCCGACAGCACACCAGCAAGAGCGAGGUUCAUCCUGGUAGCGAGAAAGAGUACUGCAUCAAAAGCGGUGCGGUGUACAUCCCCCGCCUAGUACAACACAAUGAUGUGAACACUCAGUUUGUUCUGGAUUCCGGCAUCAAUACAACACUCGACCACCAACAUUACCAACGAGCAGCAGUGCCUGCAGUACAGGCCCAGCUUGAACAGGUCACAGGCGCGCUCACAUAUCGUGUUGAUGGCUGUGACCCAAGGUCUCGUUCUCUGGAACCUGAUGAGUUGCAAGUGCACGUUGCGGCUAUUGGCCUCACAGCGGACGACGGGGUAGACGACACCCACUUCCUGAGCCACCAAUUUGCUGGCACGGUGGUGCGUGCAGGUCAUAAUGCCAAUGAGGAGUUCCCACCCGGGACCCCGGUCGCGGGUUUCGCCUCCGGCUUCAGCGGCCAGCUGGCUACAUUUCAGCAUACGUCGUCGCGGCUUGUCUUCUCUUUGGCCAGCGCUCGGGAGGACGGUAAAUUUGGGAUAACAGAAGCGGCUACGAUCCCGUCGGCCUUUGUUGUUGCCAUGUACGGGCUCAAAGAGCUCGCGCGUGUCGAGCCUGACGAGAAUGUGCUGAUUGUGGAUGGGAUGGGUGCCGUCGGCCUGGCUGCCGUCCAGCUGUGCCGUGUGCUCGGUGCAAAGGUCAUCUUUGUGACCUUGUCUGAGGCUUCCCGACGGGUGCUUGUCGACAGUGGGCUUGUUGGCUCAUCCUGCCAGGUGAUUCUAUGGAGUCAUGAACGAGACCAGGGCAACGGCCAAGGCUGUCUGCGCCGUCUAAUACAGGACGCACUUACAGCCAAAGGAAGUGGUUGUGGUAGUAUCGAUGCCGUCUUGUGCUCGGCGUCCGUAUGCCAAACAUCGGUUCUUGAGGCUGUUGGCCCAUGCCUGUCAGAACUUGCAAGAAUUGCAGUAGUGGGGAAAACUGAGGCCCGUGGCGAUGGAGACAGCAUCUUAUCGGCAAUCUUGCCAUCCAUUCGUGGUUUAAGCCUGUCUUACUUCCAGCUGAGAGACGUGGCUGAGCGUCGGCCAAGAGUGUUCUCCAGGAUCUUACGUUAUUGUGGUGAUCUCUACCGUCAAGGAGCCAUCCAGCAUAUACACCCUAUCACAGAACUAAGACCGAGUGAGGUGCUGAAGUCUCCAGUCCCAGCGGAUAUAGGCCCAGGUAUCCACGUCGUACGCUAUGAUGAGGGUACUUCGUUCGAGAUAGACGGCCCUCUAUCACCAAGUCCACUACGGUUCAGGGCCAAUGCUACGUACCUGCUGGUAGGUUGUCUUGGCGGCCUCGGGCGCGCAGUGGCUCUUUGGAUGGCAGAUAGAGGCGCCCGGCAUGUCGCUGAAAUCAGAGGCAGGACUCCCCCAGGUCCGCCCAUACGUGGCGUGCUAAAUGCUGCAGGCGUCCUGCACGACGGGUUGUUCAGCAAUAUGACAGCACCGGUCUGGCAUCAAGUGACCGAUGCCAAGGUCGAGGGCUGCCUGAACCUGCACCACGUAUUCUCGCCCUCACCGGCAAAUGACGGUGGAGAGACACAGACACUAGAUUUCUUUGUAAUGACCAGCUCGGUCGCCUGCGCGUUGGGGUCCGGUGGGCAGUCCAACUACGCCGCCGCAAAUGCCUUUCUUGACUCCCUCGCUCGUCACCGCCGCACACGAGGGCUUCCCGCUGUGUCGCUCAUUCUUCCGGCCAUUCUGGGCAUCGGCUAUAUUUCCGAGCACCCAGAGCUCGUCAAGUCCUUCCAGGGCAAGGGAAUGUACGGUAUAUAUGAGAAAGAGAUGCUCGAGGCGUUCGGCGUGGCCUUGCGACCGCAGGGUCCUCCACACGGACACGACACGGUCGGCGACCACCUAAUCGUUGGCGUCCAGCCUCGGCGUUUUGGGGAGUCUAUCCGCGCCGCCGGUGCCCACGCUCCCUGGAUUGAUGAUGCGAGGUACAGAUGGCUGCGGGCAGCAGUGGAGGCCCAGACCGGCGUGCACGCAGAUACGAGCGGCGGCGGCGGUCAAGCAUUUGGAUCACGACAGAACAUCUUGUCCACAAUCCGCGAAGCAUCUAGCAAGGACCUCGCCGUUGAGGCAGCAACUAAGCAUGUGGCUGCGCGGCUGGUACAAUUGCUUAUGUUGGAUGAGAGAAGUUUGGACACGAGGCACAAAUCGGUAGGGAGUUAUGGCUUGGACAGUAUGAUAGGUGCAGAAUUUCGCAAUUGGCUCUUCCGCGAGUUUGGUGCUGAUAUUCCUUUUCAGCAACUUCUUGCGGGAAAUGCAACCAUUUCGGAGCUGGCAAGAAUGUUGUGUGAGAAAGUGUUGACAAACAAGGAUUGUUGAAGCAUCUUUGUUGCAAUAUUUCCACUACAAGUACAAUAGUUCAUGCAUUGUAAUAUUUCGGAAUAAGAUGAAUGAAUACCACAUGUGUCGAACG
Molecule: messenger RNA, 6901 nt
Organism: Cryphonectria parasitica EP155
Lineage: Eukaryota; Fungi; Ascomycota; Sordariomycetes; Diaporthales; Cryphonectriaceae
Exons: 12
Coding region: 1-6807 (2268 amino acids)
Biological process (GO): secondary metabolite biosynthetic process; fatty acid biosynthetic process
Molecular function (GO): 3-oxoacyl-[acyl-carrier-protein] synthase activity; phosphopantetheine binding; fatty acid synthase activity
Source: RefSeq, a predicted model, not a curated record